AUGGUAACCCGUUUAAUUAGAGAGGAACGUUGCGAAUUUUUGCAUAAUCGUGCCGUUGAAGCAAGACCUUAUGUGGAAAGGUUGUUACAACUGGCAAUUUAUCGUGGCUUGGAGGACCCGUACGUUAAGGAAAUGACUGACUGGUGGGUGGUUGAAGAAGAUUUACGAAAAAAAUUAUUCGACGUACUUGUUCCUCGAUUUCGUAACCUAGGAGAACCGUACACAGACCUGUAUACCCUCCCCAAAGAACGUUCUAUACUGUAUAUUCGGAGAAAAAAUAUAAAGUCGCGUGCAGCGGAGAUUGGUGUUCUGGAGCUCAAAGGUAACCCUUAUCCGCCAGUAAUCAAAGAAGCUCCUGAUCAUUCUUCUUUGUUGCUUAACAUUCUCUUGAAAAAUGCUAUACGAAAACGCUUUGCUGUCCCGGAUCUUAUAGAGGGGUAA
Enterobius vermicularis (human pinworm) is the source of this 441-nucleotide messenger RNA. Lineage: Eukaryota; Metazoa; Nematoda; Chromadorea; Rhabditida; Oxyuridae. The record is from the annotation of a GenBank genome assembly.